ACGCGCGCGACCAUAUGUUGUUGAUAUGUGAGACGUUAGCUACAUCAUGGUGAAGUGAGGGUUUGCUCUGAUAGCUGGCAGCGAAAUGUGAGCCACACAGUUUUCCCUCAACAGACGAUAUUUGAGCUUAUAUGGUCCUUGACGCUAAGUGGUGAUAUUUAUUUGAGAGCGCGGAGGAGUGGAGGCUGGCAGUGGAUGUUGCUAGCUAACCUAACGUUAACUUGGUUCUAAGGUAGCUAACGUCAGCUGCGUGAGCUGUCUGCUUGGCAUAGCUAGCAAGUCGAUAAAAGGUGUUUAGCCAAAGUUUAGACUAUAGUAUUACAAAUGUCUUACUCCACUGAAAUGACCCUGUCACCAGAAUGGGACGACGACGAGCGGAUGAAUUUUAUGUUCUCCGACUUCAAGGAGAACAGAGACGUCAACACGACGGACUGGGACAGUAAGAUGGACUUCUGGACGGCUCUGGUCAUAAAGAGCUGCAGGGACCGCGGCACUGUUUGUGUUAGUCUGCAGGAGCUGAACAAGACCUUUAGGAGGAAAGAAAAAUCACCGCUGGGCUUGGCGACUGUCAUCCAGUCCAUGGCCAGAUGUGGGAAGAUCCAGAGGGAGUCCGAGUUUGCUGCCAAUGUGGACUGUGGCUGGCUGUCCUGGGGUGUCGGCCUGCUGCUGGUAAAGCCUCUGAAAUGGACUUUCUCCACUCUUCUGGGAAGCAGCGGGGUGCCUUUGGAGGAGUCCUUUGUUGUCAUUGAACUAGUAAAGGAGAAAGCAGCAGAAUUACUCAGGGUGUACCGGAGCAGUGAAUUUGCAAGCCGCUCCAUCCUGUCAUUUCAAGAGCUCUGUACUCUCUCCUCUGAUGUCUGUGCUGAUGAGAGCACCCUGUGCAUGGCUCUCCUGCAGCUGCAGAGGAACAAGCAAGUGACGGUUUCAUUGCACGAGGGCGAGAAGAUUGUAAAGUUUUGUCAGCCUGGGCAGGAUCGCGUUUCCCCAGUCAGUGAUGUGGAUAUAGGCAUCUACCAGCUGCAGCGCAGUGAGAAGCUGCUGGGAGAGCGAGUGGAGAAACUGGGCUUUGAGGCUGACAAGUAUUGGAUCAAUAGUCAGAAAGAUUGCAUUUUAAUGGCUCUUAAAGUCAGGCUUUCUUUCAGGUGCAAAGAGGAAGCAAGGGUGCUGCUCCGGGAAGGGAAGAAAUCACAGGCACUCAGGUGUUUAAGAGGCCGCAAAAAGGUAGAAAAGAGAGCCGACAACUUGUUCACCAAACUGGAGUCCAUCAGAGGAAUCCUGGAAAGAAUAGCCCAGUCACAGACUGAUAAGAUGGUUAUGCAAGCAUAUCAGGCUGGAGUGGCAGCCCUGAGACUCUCUCUUAAGGAUGUGACUGUGGAACGUGCUGAGAACCUUGUGGAUCAAAUCCAGGAGUUAUGUGACACUCAAGAUGAGGUGAACCAAACUAUAUCCAGUGGUGUGACCAGCGCAGAUGAAGACAUGGAUGAGUUGGAGAAAGAACUGAAAUCUUUGUUGGACGAGUCAAAGCCGGAUUCCAUCUCAGGUUUACCUGAAGUUCCAACAAAUGGUCUGCGACCUUCUGGGGAGCCGAGCCUGCUCACUUCUCUGCCUGCUGUACCUUCCACCAACUGGGAUAUUACCACUGAGCAGCUGGAGGAAGAAUUGAAUCAGUUAACCCUUACAGAUUCAGGCUUUCAGCAGAAGAAAAUGACAUCGCCAGUGAAGAGAUUAGAGCCUGCACAGUGAUGGCACAGGCAAAACAUGGCAAGUUUAAAGCUCUGCAACAUAUCAAACUGUAUCUCUUAAAAUUAUUCUGUUAGUUCAUAGAAGUUUAAAAAAAAAAGUACUAAAGAACUAAAUUAGCAAUUGCUAAAUCGUAAAACAAAACCCAAGGAACUUUCCUCCAUUUAAUGAAAAUAAAAAGGCCUUUACUGUGGAGGCAUGCCAAAAAGGAUUAAAAAAAAAAAUCCUUUUGUAAAUUAACAUGCUUUUCAACUUGAAAACUUUUAGAUCUGCUCUGCUCUGAAGAUCUCAAGUGAAAUGUGAACAUUUUAACAAAUGCUAAUAUCCUCUCUGGUAUGCCACCAUUAGGAAUGCUUUUAAUUUUGUGGUAUUUUUGACAAUAAGAAGAGAACUGUAUUUGUGGUUUAUCAUAAUGUGUUUAUUGAUGUUUGUAAAUGUCCUUCCUUGGCAGUCCUGUAAAUUGUAUUAAGUGGCCUUUUGAACUGUAAAUAUGAAACUUAAAGUAAAGAGAAUAUUAUGCCAAAUGAUUUAUUACAGCCAUGAGUAUAUUUAGUCUCAUUGCAACAUACCUGUGAGGACUGAAAAGCCUACCUUAAGUGAGUUUAGCCAAAUAUGUUUCUCAAAAUAAAAUUUAUUUUAAUCA
This is a messenger RNA of Siniperca chuatsi (mandarin fish), 2383 nucleotides long. It is a transcript of the gene chmp7, whose product is annotated as charged multivesicular body protein 7. The record is from RefSeq and is a predicted model, not a curated record. The coding region runs from base 325 to 1743 and encodes 472 amino acids. The transcript has 10 exons. Gene Ontology annotation, biological process: vesicle budding from membrane; late endosome to vacuole transport via multivesicular body sorting pathway. Gene Ontology annotation, cellular component: ESCRT III complex; cytoplasmic side of plasma membrane; multivesicular body. Lineage: Eukaryota; Metazoa; Chordata; Actinopteri; Centrarchiformes; Sinipercidae.